CGGCGCCACCUGCCUGUAAGUGCCCCUUCUCCUUCUCCGGUGAUCCUCGGCAGCGGCAGUUUGGGCGCUGGGUGGCGAGAGACGGGUCCCGGAGGCCCCGGCCCCACUGCAUCCCACGUGGUUAGGGAUGAGAACUGGGAGUUCUGCAGACAUUAAGUGAUUUGCUUAAGGUGCUUCAAAUAUUUAGUAAUAUUUGAAGCCCAGGCCACUAUUCUGCCACCCUACCACUAGGUCUGAAGGAGUGCCUGAUCAGAAUGGCUUCAGGGUGGUUUUACCUGUCCUGCCUGGUACUGGGGUCCCUGGGCUCAUUGUGCAUCGUCUUCACUGCCUUUUGGAUGCAGUUCUGGUGUGGUGGCUUUGCUUGGGAUGGCAGCACCCACACGUUCAACUGGCACCCAGUGCUCACGGUUGCAGGCAUGGUGGUAUUCUACGGAGCUGGAUCGCUGGUAUACCGCCUGCCCCAGUCAUGGGUGGGGCCCAAGCUGCCCUGGAAGCUCCUCCACGCCGCCCUGCAACUGAUGGCAUUUGUCCUCACUGUAGUGGGGCUGGUUGCUGUGUUUAAGUUUCACAACCACAAAGGUGUUGCCAACCUUUACUCCCUGCACAGCUGGCUGGGCAUUACCACUGUCUUCCUCUUCGCCUGUCAGUGGUUCCUUGGCUUUGUCAUCUUCCUUCUGCCCUGGGCUUCCCUGUGGCUGCGCAGCCUCCUUAAACCCAUCCACGUCUUCUUUGGAGCUGCCAUCCUCUCUCUGUCCAUUGCGGCUGUCAUUUCUGGAAUUAAUGAAAAGCUUAUCUUCAGUUUGAAAAAUGUCACCAAGCCGUACUCCAGUCUGCCCAGCCAGGCUGUCUUCGCCAACAGCACUGGGAUGCUGGUGGUUGCCUUUGGGCUGCUGGUGCUCUACAUCCUGCUGGCUUCCUCUUGGAAGCGCCCAGAGCCAGGGAUCCUGACUGACAGACAGCCCCUGCUGCAUGACGGGGAAUAAAGUGGGGGCUCCCAGGAAUGCCUGGGGAUGCGGUCUGUGCUCCCUCUGAGGCUCUGCUUUACCUGGUGCUCCCAGUUGGUUUUGGCAAUAGCCUUUUUAGGCUCUGGGCCCAAACUUCUUGCCUCAGUGGAGGGCCUGCUCUCUCCAGCUACUUGCUGCCUGACUACUUUUCCUGGUGACUUCAGCGUUUGCACUCUUCCUUGGUAUCAACGUCUCAGGUCCUCCAUUUACAAAAGAUCCUCCUUGUCUUUGCUGCUCCUGCUUGCUGUCUGAGGAAGUCAGGCUGAUGUCCCCUUACAGCUCCUAAGAAUGUGGUAGGAAAUCUAGACUGCUCAGAAGAUUCAAGUGCAAUCCAUGAUGUGGAUAAUGAGGGAGCUGAUAGAAUCCAUUGGCAUGCAUUUCAGUAGGCAUCACCUGCUCUGCUGACCCUACAGCCCCUCCUGGAUGUGAUUUACAUCAUGAAGUGACUGCAGAGGAAAGAGUGGCAGCAGAUGCAGCUUCCACAGAGUAGCUGAGAAGCUGACUCUGAGCCCUUCUGUUUUGUGUUGCUGUGUUGUAUGUCUGUGUGUUGUGACUGUGUGGCUCCACCUCUUCCCAGCUCAUGCUACAGCUGAGGCCAGGAUCCCAGCCUCUUCCUGUGACUUACAUGCCUCUCACUAUCAGGCAGCCCUCUGAUCCCUGGUAACCUGCUCUCCCAAGAACAGAUAACCGGUCCUCAGAUGUCCCAAAAAUGAUGAGUGACAGAAGUGGCUGGAGACUUCCUUUACUUCCCAUUGCUGGGUCCUGACUGCCCCUCAGCAGGUCUAAAUUUGCCUUGUUCGUAGAGUGCCUGGCCCUGCCAGUCACUCUCUAGCUUUCCAUGAAACCGGUGCCUAAGUUGUGGUCUACGCCCAGCAGAGCCUUGGGAGCCACUGCCAUCCUCAGAGGGGUUCCUUGCUGAGAACCAAAGUGCUUCACCAGUUCCCACAAUGGCUGCAUACUUGGCUAAAGCCAGUCUUCCAUGUCAUGUGGGAGUGUGAGCUGUUGCUCUACUCCUGAAGACCUGGGGUGGGGAGAGAGGAGCCUUGCUCUUCUCCUAAGUGUCUUGCUGCUGUGGCUUUUCUUGCCUUCUUCAAACAAGCCCUGCAUGGUCCCAGGCCGUGUACUGCUGUGCUUAGUAGACAAGUGGAAGGCCAGGUGUGGAGGCUACCUACUUGCUGGCAGGUAGCCAUGGGGCCGACUGUCCACUCCAGUCCCACAUCACCAGAUGUUGGCAGAAGACUAAGACUAACCCUUCUGAUCGGUGAAGCCCUCAAAGCCACUGGGAUGACUGCCAGGCCUGUGCUCCCAUGGCAGCUCCCCCUAUAUGCAGAGUUAUCUCACUGCUUCAUGACACUGAAUUUUCAUUAAACGUUUUUAAGAACCAAACUUGUUUUAGUCUG
Nycticebus coucang (slow loris) is the source of this 2404-nucleotide messenger RNA. RefSeq names its product lysosomal membrane ascorbate-dependent ferrireductase CYB561A3. The record is from RefSeq and is a predicted model, not a curated record. Gene Ontology annotation, molecular function: oxidoreductase activity. Gene Ontology annotation, cellular component: lysosomal membrane. The transcript has 7 exons. The coding region runs from base 255 to 983 and encodes 242 amino acids. Lineage: Eukaryota; Metazoa; Chordata; Mammalia; Primates; Lorisidae.